Molecule: messenger RNA, 2192 nt
Organism: Aspergillus calidoustus
Lineage: Eukaryota; Fungi; Ascomycota; Eurotiomycetes; Eurotiales; Aspergillaceae
Source: the annotation of a GenBank genome assembly
GACGCAAGAAGCCUGCAUCGCGGGGUUCCUUGUUCGCAUAGCCUGGAUUACAGCCACAGUCUGUGGCUGAGUCCUUCUUCGCUCCAGCGUCGCUGCCUUCAAAAAUAAGCCUCAUCCCCUUUUCGAGAUUGGACAUUGGACACUGUUCCGUACAACGCAGAAUGCAGUGACAACCACGAUGAGCAGCACAGACCAGAUGACGCCGACCAAGAUCGUACGCCGGUUUACCGAGGAGCUGGAACCGGCGUCGGAUUUGGCAAUCCAGACGAAAGAAUUUCAGAAGCGCCUGGACGACGAAGUCGAGUCUCGGGAUAGGCUCCGCAUGGAUCGGAUCUACAACGGCCAGAAUGGGCAGCAGAACACAUUCGCCGGAGUUGAGAUCGCACGCCAAGCGCUCCAAUCCAAAUGCGACGAGUUCUUUGCUUCGCUCGCGCAGAAAGAGGCAGCAGAGAAGAAGAAAACGUCUGUUUUGCGGUUUGGGCAUCGGAAUCAGACGGAGCAGAAAGUCGCUACGCAGCUCCGCGGCAGUGGAGAGUUUACCGUGGCGCAAGUCAAUAGUAUUACGAAGCAGCUUGAGACGCAGUGGAGGGAGUCGAAUAGUAAGGUAGCGACCAACUUCAUGAAAGUCUGUCAGAAGCUCGACGGGCACAAGCAGAUCUUCCAGUGGUUUCCGAACCAAACGUCGUAUACGUCAACGCUAUGCGGUGCUGUCGCGAUGGUGAUUCAGGCCACGGUCAGCUACUCCAACAUCGCCGAACAACUAUCAGGCUACGUCGCCGAGCUCUCUGAGAGCAUCGGCAUAUGCACAAUAUGGCUAGACCUAUACCAAAAGCCCAGCAUGCAGAAACGGCUCUCGGACAUCUACACGCAGUUCUUCGACUUCUUCAUCAAAGUCGCAAGCUGGUACCUGAAGCCAAAACCGUCACGGUGGCUCGACUCGUUCAAUGCAAAUUUCUCCACAGGCUAUGAGAGUACAGUCAAGCUUAUCAGGAAUUCGAUUCAGCUCAUCAGCGAAGAGGCGCAAAUCCAGAAUGCGUUUCAGAUUAAUGCGAUCGUUCCCCAGAUUGAUCAGUCCCUGGAUGCAGUCGAGGCGAGGAUUAUCGCGCAGGUUGUGCAAACGAGGAAGGAGACGAACGAGGUUGGGAGAGGGAUGUAUAGUCUUCUUAUGGAGACGGCGAGGGAGUUGGAUUCUCUAAAGAAACAAGUACAGGAGAUACAUGCAUUAACAGGAUCACCGCCUCAUAAAAUGAUGGCCAUGGCACCCGACAACACCGUCACGCAAACAAUCGAGCUGGCGGACGGGGUCUCACGACAGGAAGCCGAACAGCUUUGCGAGCACCUUCAGUCCAUAAUCGACCAAGUCGGCGGUGGCGACGGAAUAAAGCUCGCGAUCCAAGCCGGGAAACUCCUCGCCGAGCCGGCUAUGGUCCAUGUCCUGGGCAAAUGGACCCAAGCGACAUCCGGAGACGCCCAGAUUCUGUGGAUAAUGAGUCCCUACGAAAUCGGUCCGCAGACGAGCGCACAGCUAGCCGCCCUCGGUGUCAUCCGGACUGCCAUCCAGGCGAAGGCGCAGUUUGUCUCGUAUAUCUGCCAGCGCCCGCGGUUCGGUGCCGGCUCACAGUUUCGAACGGCGGAGGAUAAAGUCGGUGUGCUUGCGAUGGUACUUAGCUUGAUACGCCAGUUACUCCAGUUCCAGCCCCCCGAGGAUAAAGUCCUCAUACCCAAAGAAAUGAUCGAGACCCUCACAGAACCAAUCGAUCAGAGCUGGGCCGCUGCAAUAGGCAUCCUCCGCAUCCUCCUCGAGCACACACCAACGCUCCGCUACGUCAUGAUUUCCGGACUGAAUCGCAUCGAGGGCGGCGCGCGCGAGAUGGUUCAAGAAUUCGUCGACGUCCUCUUCGCGUAUGUGAAUACGGUGGGCUGGCCUGUGCGAGUCUUGUUUACGACGUCGGGCCAGUCGAGGGUGCUCGGGCUGAGUGUCCCAAGGGAGAGCAAGGUGCUGUCGAACAGUACGUUUCAUCAGAUGAAGGGGCGGACGAUGUAUCGGCAGUUGGAUAUGGUUGAGUAAACGGGAUUGGCCUUGCGCGUUCAUCAAGUGUGUGGGCAUAAUUGUAUUGGUUCCCUUAUUCUCCAAUGGCGAGAUCAUUCGAAAUCUGCAUAGAGUAGGAGCGAGGACGGUAGCUUCUGAGGCU